Messenger RNA from Daucus carota subsp. sativus, 1958 nucleotides. RefSeq names its product L-gulonolactone oxidase 3. Gene Ontology annotation, molecular function: FAD binding; D-arabinono-1,4-lactone oxidase activity. The coding region runs from base 169 to 1935 and encodes 588 amino acids. The transcript is spliced from 3 exons. Gene Ontology annotation, cellular component: membrane. NCBI's taxonomy places the organism in Eukaryota, Viridiplantae, Streptophyta, Magnoliopsida, Apiales, Apiaceae. The record is from RefSeq and is a predicted model, not a curated record.
CAAUAAGAAGCAUCAAGAAAAUAAGCUACAAAGUCUUGAUGCUCAAUUCAAGCUACACUAUCUUUUUUCUAUUGAUCUAUUACUUCCCUUCUAAGCUUCGCUGUAUUAAUAUUCUUCACUUAGAAAUAAAUAAAUAGUUGCCGUAAUUGUUUUCACUAUUCGUCAUCGAUGGCUCAUAUUAUCUGCCUGCUGGUUCACAGAAUAUCUCUGAAUCUCAUCAUAGUAUGGGUUUCAAUACUAACCUUACCAUCCAUCUAUUGCAUGCCACCAGCGUCGCCAGUCCACUGCAACGCCACCGGCUGCACGCUGUCCAAUGCCUACGGCGCGUGGGGAGACAGAAAAGACUGUAACUUCCCUCAGAUCAUGUACCCUAAAACAGAACAAGAUAUCAUCUCCGCCGUGGUUAGUGCUAGCAAGAGCCGGCUUAAAGUGAAAGUCGUGUCGAAAUUCUCACACACCAUUCCUAAGCUCGCUUGUCCGGGCAGUGGCCCGGGAAAUUCGAUGGUCAUUAGUACCGAAAAUUAUGAUCGUGGGAUAGAAAUAGAUUCGGAGAAAAUGGUGGUGACGGUGGACUCAGGAGUAGGGCUGAGGGAUAUGAUUGACACGAUUUCAAAAGCUGGAUUGAGCCUCGUGGCGUCGCCUUACUGGGAAGGCGUGAGCGUAGGGGGGAUGAUAAGCACCGGAGCGCACGGGAGCUCGUGGUGGGGCAAAGGGGGAGCAGUGCAUGAUCAUGUAGUUGGAAUGAGCUUGGUGGUUCCAGGGACCAAACAGGAGGGUUAUGCAAAAGUGAUGAGAUUGAAUGGUCAGGAUUUGGUUUUAAAUGCAGCCAAGCUUUCGUUGGGAUUGUUGGGUGUCAUCUCCAAGGUGACAUUUGCUCUGGAAACAGGAUUCAAGAGAAGCAUAACAUAUAACUUCACAGACGAUAAUGCAAUAGAAGAAGCGUUUGUAGAGCAUGGAAAGAAACAUGAGUUUGGAGAUAUAACAUGGUACCCAUCAAGACAUACAGCUGUAUACAGAUAUGAUGAUAGAGUCUCUUUAUCUGCUUCUGGCGAUGGUGUUAAUGACUUCAUUGGUUUUCAGUCUAAUCUUAUUCUUAUUUCCAAAUCUGACAGAGCUGCUGAGAAAGCAUGCGAAAAUGCAAGAAAUGUACAAGGAAAAUGCGCCCUGGCGUCAACUUUUUUGGGAUACAAGAAAUUAACAGCAAACGGGCUGAAAAACAAUAUAUUGUUCACAGGAUAUCCAGUAAUAGGUCAUCAACACAAGAUGCAGACCUCCGGUUCUUGUUUAUACUCAUCACCUGCUAGAAUUGACGUCUCUUGUGCAUGGGAUCCAAGAAUCCACGGCUUGUUCUUCUACGAGACGACAGCCAUAUUCACCAUUCCAAACUUCAAAAGCUUUCUUCUUGAUGUUAAAAAACUAAGAGAUCUACAGCCACAGAAUUUCUGCGGGGUAGACAUGUACAACGGCUUUCUAAUCCGUUUUAUCAGACAGUCAAGUGCACAUUUAGGUCAGUCAGAGGACUCUGUCGUGGUUGAUUUUAAUUAUUACCGUGCUGAUGAUGCAAUGAGUCCGAGAUUAAAUCAAGAUAUCUUGGAAGAAGUGGAGCAGAUGGCAUUCAUCAAGUAUGAUGCUAAGCCACACUGGGCAAAAAACCGGGCUGUAGCAUUUUUGGAUGUGCAGAGAAAGUAUUCAAAGUUCGAUAUGUUCAUUGCAGCAAAGAAAAAACUGGAUCCGUCUAAUAUGUUCUCUAGUGAAUGGUCUGAUGCGAUUCUUUUGGGGAAGGAAGGGGAGAAACUUGAUGGAUGUGCUUUGGAAGGACAAUGUAUAUGUUCAGAAGACAGACAUUGUAGCCCUCAAAAUGGCUACUUCUGCAAAACUGGACUUGUGUAUCAACAAGCUAGUGUCUGCAGAUAUUCACCAUCUUUCGUCACCUAAUACAAAUUAUUUUUUUUUCUUAA